Rhizophagus irregularis DAOM 181602=DAOM 197198 is the source of this 336-nucleotide messenger RNA. RefSeq lists its product as uncharacterized. The record is from RefSeq and is a predicted model, not a curated record. Lineage: Eukaryota; Fungi; Glomeromycota; Glomeromycetes; Glomerales; Glomeraceae.
AUGCAGACUGGCCCUUUAAAACGACCUAAUGCAAAUGAAUUAUUUACAUUAAUAGAUGAUUUAUGGGAUCCUAUUUAUUGGAAUAAAGUGGAUUCUGUAAUUUAUAGGCAAUUAGAAGAAACAGAUGAUAUUACAGUUUAUAUAAGUAAACUUUUGGAUUUUAAAGAUCUUCUAGAAUCCAAAAAUGCAGACAAUGAUGAUUUGGAAUGUUCAGAAUUCUUAUUAACAAACUGAAUGAUUUUACUAAACUUAAUAUUAAUUAUAUUAAUUUUAUAGAUGAAGAAAAUUAAAACUCAUUUACUUUAAUUGAAAAUAUUUAGCAUGCAGUUUACCCUU